Molecule: messenger RNA, 2208 nt
Organism: Emericellopsis cladophorae
Lineage: Eukaryota; Fungi; Ascomycota; Sordariomycetes; Hypocreales; Bionectriaceae
Exons: 6
Coding region: 1-2208 (735 amino acids)
Molecular function (GO): metal ion binding
Source: RefSeq, a predicted model, not a curated record
AUGGACGAAGGGGAAGUAAGUGAGAGUGACGACAUUUAUGGAUCAGAAGACCAGGCAGGUGAAGUGAACGGAAACGCGCAGACAGCAGAUGGGAUGGCCACUGCUGCGGACCGUGGUUCGUACUCUCCUCACCUCUCGCCGCGCGAGCUUGAGCAGACUGAACCUCCAAUCGACGAGCCAGUAUCGUCCCUCCCGGAUAACAAAGCCCCGACAAUCCCUGAGCUCCGAUCCCGCGUUCGUGCCGCGAUCCUCCAGCUUCAAGCCCUGAAUGUAGAACCCCAUCAUUAUCUCGACGAAGGCAUCGAACCCAAGAUGUUGGAAGAUCUCUUUCGUGAGCUACCAGCAUCGAAACCCAGCGUUCCCACGGAAAGCGCAGCCGAGUCACGAAAAGACAGGAUUGCCCGACUUCUUGCAGCUAAGGGCUCUACCAAAUCAGCAAAUGUUUCAUCAGACGAGACCUCGAAGACGGCGCCCGCCGCACCGUCACCAUCGACCGUGUCCGAAACCACGCCCGCUGUAACCACGACACCGUCUCCAGCUGCUCAAGCGCAGGCCGCGAAGUCAGAGCUGUUACGACAGAAGAUGGAGGCCUUGAAAAGGCGACGCGAAACGCAGGCCCGUGCGCCAGGUGCAGCAGCAACUGACGAAAAUGGGACAACAGCCGUGGCCCCGUCACCCAAGCUUCCGGCGCAUGCAGCGGCGACUAUAUCGGAAAGUCUUCCAUCAAGGAAUAAUCGCGCUGUUUCGACACUGAUGCAGCGUCCCCAAGCCGUUGUGCCUUCCGCAAAACGUCCCGUGGCUUCGGAUUUCGAUAAUGAACCUGACGCACCAGCCAAGCGGCUCUUUGGCCAACACCGACCAGCCCAACCAUUGCUGAUUAAUGUGAGCGAUGAUGACGAUGAGGAGGCUAUGGAUCUGGACUCGCCAGAAAUGCGACCAGCCUCUAUUGACCGUCCUAGUUCGCCAUUCAAGAUUCCAGCGCUAAGAAGCUUGCACCAGCCCCCUGGUUCGCAUACGGGAAGCCCGGCAGGCACACCACCCGCUACGACGCCUGGUGUGCAAAGCUAUCAAGAUAAAAUGAAGGAGAUUGAGGCCAUGAAGCGCAGUAUUGCUGAACGCGAAGCGCUGCGCAAGGUCAAACAGUCGAGACCUGCGUCUCCUGCUGGUGCUACGAUUGGUAGUCCUCAGCGAGCCUCAAGCCUGCCGCACAGCGAGAAUGGAUCAUCGCCCACGACACCGCCAGUGCAACUACAGCAGCGUUCCCAACCAUUGCCGAAAGCUUCCAGUUUCAACGAAAAUAAUCGUUUGCGACAGAGUCGCAGUCAAUCAAGGAUGGCAAGUGAUCGCAUCCUUGAGAAAGAAAUGAGACUUAAAGCCCUGGAAUCGCAGAUGAAACGCCUACAAAAGGAGCUUGAACAGGAGAGGGAAGAGGAAGAGCGUUUGCGCAGCGAGCAACCCGAUGCAUUAGAUGCAGAGGGCCAGCCCGACGCUGACCAUCGGCCUCAGUCACCGCCUAUGUUGCCGGACGGUUCCGACCUUCUUCCAGAACAAGAGGGCCAGCCCAUGGUGGCAUCAUCAUCAGUCGAAUCUUCUUCUGACGAAGAUGAGGAGUCCUCGGACGAAAGUGAUGAGGAAGAAGUACAAGGAGUUUCGGUCAAAUCACCUGUGACAAACCCUAUAUCAUCGGGGGCGCCAUUGUCGGUGCCAACAUCUCCGAGCGAAGUAAUCAUUUCCGAGAAAUCCGCCGAUGCUAAAGCGCAGCAACCACCUGCGCAACAAAGGAGCUACAUGCCUUACGAGUCGCCAUUGAAACAGUUCCGUGCGUAUCGUCUACAUCCCAGCUUCGCCAAGUCAGUAGCCGGCGGGCUUCGAUCUCUAACCUAUAGCAACAACAUCGAUGUCAACAAGGAGCUCUGUCCAGAUGACUUGGCAGGGCAAGCAUGCCCGCGUGGCGAUGCGUGCCAGUUUCAGCACCUGGACUCGAUGCAGACUCCCGACGACCAGAUCCUGGUGCAGCUCGGUGAUGCAAGACACUUUGAGGGACAAGAGCGGCGAGACUACAUCAAAGGGCUAUGCGCAGUCCUCGGCGACCUGAAGACUCGUCAGAUCAAGGACUUUGACGCCACGGCGCAAAGCAUCAUCGACUUCCGGGCCAAAUUUCGUAAAGAUCCGUACAGGAUCCUUCCGUUAGGGGACGUUAGUAUUUGA